GACCGAAUACUGUGAGACGUUCGGCUACAGUGCGAGCCAACGCUCAUCACAAAUCUCGUAAAGAAACAUAAUUUACAAUACAAUACAGUACUGUACUUAGUGUCGCAAGUGUUUGGUGUGUCAUUGAUUACAUAAAAAGUAAAAAUGCGCUGCCCGUUCAUAGGAUCGUUGAACCAGGCCUUCGUAAAGAAUUACGGGGCGACUCUUAUGAAACAAUACGGAAACUAUUGCCCUAUGAUCACUCGCGGAUUCCGUUCUCUUGGCAUUGAUGAAACCAAGUGUCCCUUCAUUCAGCAGAAUGUGGGCAUCUCUGAGGCGCCCAAGGAGAUGACCGAGGACAUCACGGAGCCCAUGCAGUCGUACCACUAUGAGAAGUUCUUCCACGAUCAGAUCAGUGCCAAGAAGAGAGACUACUCGUACCGCAUCUUCAGGAAAGUGUCGCGGUUAGCUGCGGACGGCGUGUACCCGCAGGCGCUGGAGGGCCCCGACAACCACCGCGUGACCGUGUGGUGCGCCAACGACUACCUGGGCGCGUCCCGCCACCCUGUCGUGCAGGAUGCAGCUAUCAACGCCAUCAAGUCGUACGGUACAGGCGCGGGAGGCACCAGGAACAUCGCCGGGAACUCUCAGAUGACUGAAAAACUUGAAGCUGAAAUAGCCCACCUGCACAAGAAACCAGCAGCUUUAAUAUUUAGUUCAUGUUUUGUAGCAAAUGACGCUACUCUAUCAACAUUGGCAAAAAUUUUGCCAGGAUGUUUAAUCUUUUCCGAUGCUGGUAACCAUGCAUCUAUGAUACAGGGAAUUCGAAACAGUCGAGCACCAAAGCAGAUAUUCAGGCACAAUGAUCCGAAUCACUUGAGAGAGUUAUUGUCUCAAUCACCAGCGGGCGUUCCUAAGCUAGUCGUGUUUGAGACUGUCCACUCGAUGAGCGGUGCGAUAUGUCCUUUAGAUGAAAUGUGUAACAUAGCCCAUGAGUAUGGUGCUCUUACAUUUGUUGAUGAAGUCCAUGCUGUAGGACUAUAUGGUAAACAUGGGGCUGGUAUAGGAGAAGAGAGAGGGAUACAGCAUAAGAUUGAUAUAGUAUCGGGAACAUUAGGAAAAGCAUAUGGGAAUGUUGGGGGCUACAUAGCUGGGUCUUCUCUAUUGGUGGACACAGUGAGAUCUCUGGCCCCCGGCUUUAUCUUCACGACGGCGCUGCCUCCGCCAGUGUUGGCGGGGUCACUGGCCGCCAUUAGACUCCUCGCUAGUGAGGAGGGCAGAAGUUUGCGAGGAAGGCAUCAAGCUAUCGUGCGAUACUUGAAGCUGUCACUCCUGGUAGCCGGCCUGCCGCAGUUGCCGUCAGUCAGUCACAUAGUACCUGUUCCUAUCACGGGCGCGGACAAGGUGGCCGCGGUGGCAGAGUCGCUUAUGAAGCGCGGCCACUAUGUGCAAGCCAUCAACUACCCGACUGUGGCGCGAGGCGAGGAACGCUUGAGGUUCGCGCCCGGCCCCUACCACACGCCAGAAAUGAUCGACAGUCUAGUCACUGCCCUUACUGAAGCAUUCCACGAAAACAAUAUCAGUUUCAAUGAGUUCAUGAAGAAUGGUACGUGCCGCGAGUGCAGCAUGGAGUACAAGGUCGACAUCGCCUACGAGGAACCCUUCAAAUAUACGCAGGUUGCAUAGGCUGACCUUGCCAUGACCGUUUCAACCAUGACAUUGGGCGCUUGGUAUAAUUAAAAAAUAUAUGUAAAGAAAUAUGUAAGCUAUAAAAAUGUAUGUUUAUAUUUAUCGUUGUUCUAUUGCGGUUCGUGGUGCAUGUUAGGUUGAAAUUAAAACGUGGUAUCAUGGA
Messenger RNA from Helicoverpa armigera (cotton bollworm), 1831 nucleotides. RefSeq names its product 5-aminolevulinate synthase, erythroid-specific, mitochondrial (gene Alas). The transcript has a single exon. Gene Ontology annotation, cellular component: mitochondrion. Gene Ontology annotation, molecular function: 5-aminolevulinate synthase activity; pyridoxal phosphate binding. Lineage: Eukaryota; Metazoa; Arthropoda; Insecta; Lepidoptera; Noctuidae. Gene Ontology annotation, biological process: erythrocyte development; hemoglobin biosynthetic process; heme biosynthetic process. The record is from RefSeq and is a predicted model, not a curated record. The coding region runs from base 145 to 1665 and encodes 506 amino acids.